CACAAGAAGAAGUUGAAAGUCCAUUCACACUUUCAAGCUGUUUCACGCUCUCAAAAUCAUUUUUUUAUUUUUGGUGAUGAAUGAAAUGAAGCAGAAUCAUAAUAUCAGUAUUGUGCGCAUAAAUUCUGUGGAGAAGAGAGAAGAGAAGAAAGAGUUAACAAGAACAGCAUUAAAGACAGAGAAUUUCAAUAUGGCAAAUUCUACAUUCAUUACACCACCACCAACAAGUGAUAUUGAUCACAUGCCUAAUGUAUUUUCUCUAUCAACACCACCACCACCACCAACAAGUAGCAUCUUUGACAUGAUACCAUGUGAUAUUACUACUGGUGGUGAUCAAAAGGCGGGGUCUUUAGGAUUUAUGGACUUGCUUGAUAUCAACCAAGAUUUUGGCGCUUCUGCUUCUUUAUUUGAAUGGUUUAAUCAGAAUCCGGUUGUCGGGUCUCCGCAGCAGCAACAGUCUUUUGUCCCUUCACCGGCAUCAACUGUACCGGAAACAUCGGAGGUGUUGAAUAACCCAGCAACUCCGAAUUCAUCAGCUUCUAUCUCUUCCUCUUCGAAUGAAGCAGGAGAGGAUGCUUUCCAACAAGUUAAAGCUGGAGAUCAAGAGGAAGAGCAGGAUCAAGAUAAGAACAAGAAACAGUUAAAACCAAAAAAGAGGAGCCAAAAAAGGCUAAGAGAGCCGAGAUUUGCUUUCAUGACAAAGAGUGAAGUUGAUCACCUAGAUGAUGGGUACAGGUGGAGGAAGUACGGCCAGAAAGCUGUGAAAAACAGUCCCUAUCCAAGGAGUUAUUAUCGUUGCACUAGUGCAGGCUGUGGUGUGAAGAAGAGAGUGGAGAGAUCAUCAGAUGAUCCAUCUAUUGUUGUUACAACAUAUGAAGGACAACACAUACAUCCAAGCCCAAUAAUUAGAGGAAGUAUUGGAAUCUUUGCUGAUUCUAGUGGUUUUGGUGCUGCAACGUCGUCUUUUGUAUUUCCGCAACCAGCUCUGUACCAGCAAAAACAUGCUUCCAUGUAUAGCUCAUCACCUUCUUUAAACUUUACUUCAAGUACUACUCGUUUUAGUCCUUCCUUUUCUCUUCAAGAGAGAAGGUUGGGGAACCCACCUUCUUUGCUUAGAGACCAUGGCCUUCUUCAGGAUAUUGUGCCCUCUCAGAUGAUCAGAAAGGAGGCUAAAGAGGAGUAGAUGGGUUUUGUAUUGGAUAUCGGUAUGUAAUUGAAUUCUAACUUACUUAUGGAGUUUUGUAUUUAUUUUUAGAAGAUCCCUCUGCACCGUUUACAUGAUAUAGAACCUUAUUGAUAAUGGAAAAUGAUUAGCCUUGUAGCUUAUAUAUAUGGAGGGGACUCGUUGAUCUCUUAGAUUAAUUUCUUCUUUUGCUGUAUUCUUUGUAUCCAGAGAUUAUAACAGUACGGAGAUGCUGGGUUUUGUAUCAUUGUUGUUCUCUUUAGAUAUUCAAUUUCUUUAUAUUCUUCCAGCA
Populus trichocarpa (black cottonwood) is the source of this 1475-nucleotide messenger RNA. RefSeq names its product probable WRKY transcription factor 48. NCBI's taxonomy places the organism in Eukaryota, Viridiplantae, Streptophyta, Magnoliopsida, Malpighiales, Salicaceae. The record is from RefSeq and is a predicted model, not a curated record. Bases 77 to 1183 code for a protein of 368 amino acids. Gene Ontology annotation, molecular function: sequence-specific DNA binding; DNA-binding transcription factor activity. The transcript has 3 exons. Gene Ontology annotation, biological process: regulation of DNA-templated transcription.